This is a messenger RNA of Didymella exigua CBS 183.55, 851 nucleotides long. RefSeq lists its product as uncharacterized. The record is from RefSeq and is a predicted model, not a curated record. NCBI's taxonomy places the organism in Eukaryota, Fungi, Ascomycota, Dothideomycetes, Pleosporales, Didymellaceae. The transcript has a single exon. Bases 188 to 640 code for a protein of 150 amino acids.
GCAUGAAGAGCGGCAUACUAUUACGGGUCUCAAAGGCGCUGAGGCCGAAGAGGAAGGCUGAAGCUGGAUAGCCUUGCUCACUUGGGAUGUGUGGUGGUGCGGCUCUGCGGGAGAGGCUCGCAGAUGGCUUGCGGCAGUUCUAAUAGGCGCUUCAGAGGAAAAGGAAGCAUUUGCAUCAGGAUGUAGUAUGGGAUGGGAAACACUGCCCAAGCACAAGAUUUGUGGACCUGGACAUGGAGAAGAUGGUGUGACGCCGAGAGAUGAUGAUGCUUUAGAGUGUCAUGAAGGAUUCAACCCUUGUGGGGAUCUACUGCGGCUUCAUCAUCAAGGUCCUGUCGUGCCCUAUCGUCAAGAGCCGAUCUGGCGCCUCGGAGUCACGAUGGAGUACGAGAGAAGGAGAGUGAAUUCUGUGAACCAAAUCGCAAAGAAAGACCGGACUAGGCUUGGCAGGUCUUCACAACGUGGCAGUUCCGAGGGUGACCGACCGAUGUGUCCUCGCCGGGGAAGUGGCCGUGGUCGGAAUUGGCGCAAUGGAGAAGAAUCUGGUCUUAGAAUACGGAGCCAGAGACCGCGUCACAUUCAGUUCUUCUUCAGCGUGCAAUACCACGAGUUGCAAGACAUAUCGAGAUUGACCAACUGAGCUGACGGACUCCACCGCCAAGCUCACUACCGUAUACUACUCGCCCGCCAAAUAUUUACGAUUUCGUCACGAUUCGCGGAUACCAUCAGCGAGUGGUGGAUGGAGGCCAACGAGAGCGCAUAUUCGAACCGACCCUUUCACAUCUCGGACUUGCAGACCGAAUAGGGCUCACAGAAUGAAUGAGCAUCUAACACUGAUCUGCUUGUACGCU